Molecule: messenger RNA, 2343 nt
Organism: Mauremys reevesii (Reeves's turtle)
Lineage: Eukaryota; Metazoa; Chordata; Testudines; Geoemydidae
Gene: GLRA3
Product: glycine receptor alpha 3
Exons: 9
Coding region: 17-1381 (454 amino acids)
Biological process (GO): chemical synaptic transmission; chloride transmembrane transport; nervous system process
Cellular component (GO): postsynaptic membrane; plasma membrane; synapse
Molecular function (GO): glycine binding; transmembrane signaling receptor activity; extracellularly glycine-gated chloride channel activity
Source: RefSeq, a predicted model, not a curated record
UGACAAGAUGGGGUAGAUGGACUUUGAAAAGUCAAAUAGGUUCCCAGACCUCAUGUUUCCAAACAAUAACAACAAAAAUCAAAUCUGCAUGUUGGUCAGAAACAGAAGUUUGGUAGUCACAAAGGAAACAGACAGUGCAAGAUCUCGUAGCAUGCCAAUGUCGCCAUCUGAUUUCCUGGAUAAAUUAAUGGGUAGGAUGUCAGGCUAUGAUGCAAGAAUCAGACCAAAUUUCAAAGGCCCUCCAGUUAAUGUCACAUGUAACAUAUUUAUAAACAGCUUUGGAUCCAUUGCAGAGACAACCAUGGAUUACCGAGUGAAUAUCUUUCUCCGUCAGAAUUGGAAUGAUCCACGCCUUGCAUAUAGCGAAUAUCCAGAUGACUCUUUGGAUUUAGAUCCAUCCAUGUUAGAUUCUAUUUGGAAACCUGAUUUGUUCUUUGCUAAUGAAAAAGGUGCCAACUUUCAUGAAGUUACAACAGACAACAAGUUGUUACGAAUUUUCAAAAAUGGAAAUGUUCUUUAUUCUAUCAGAUUGACUUUAAUACUGUCCUGUCCAAUGGAUCUCAAAAACUUCCCAAUGGAUGUGCAAACAUGUAUAAUGCAGCUGGAAAGUUUUGGAUAUACAAUGAACGAUCUCAUUUUUGAAUGGCAAGAAAAGGGAGCUGUACAGGUAGCAGAAGGGCUCACUCUGCCACAAUUUCUGUUGAAAGAAGAGAAAGAUUUAUGUUAUUGCACCAAACAUUACAAUACAGGAAAGUUUACAUGCAUUGAAGUCCGAUUCCACCUUGAAAGGCAAAUGGGUUAUUAUCUCAUUCAAAUGUACAUACCGAGUCUCCUGAUUGUCAUUCUCUCCUGGGUGUCGUUUUGGAUCAAUAUGGAUGCAGCACCAGCCAGAGUGGCUUUAGGUAUAACAACUGUACUGACCAUGACAACACAAAGUUCAGGUUCACGAGCAUCACUUCCAAAGGUUUCAUAUGUGAAAGCUAUCGACAUUUGGAUGGCAGUAUGCCUGCUCUUUGUAUUUUCUGCACUUCUGGAGUAUGCAGCUGUAAAUUUUGUGUCAAGGCAGCAUAAAGAGCUUCUGAGAUUCCGCCGGAAGAGGAAGAAGAACAAGGACGAUGAGGUAAGGGAGAGUCGAUUCAGUUUUACAGCCUAUGGAAUGGGACCAUGUCUACAAGCAAAAGACGGAGUGACUCCAAAGGGGCCAAAUAAUCCCAUCCAAGCUGCACCAAAAAGCCUCGAUGAAAUGAGGAAGGUAUUCAUUGACCGAGCCAAGAAAAUUGAUACCAUUUCCAGAGCUUGCUUCCCAUUAGCCUUUCUGAUUUUCAACAUUUUUUAUUGGGUUAUCUAUAAAAUCAUUAGGCAUGAGGACAUUCACCAAUAACAAGAUUAAGGCUUGUUGUACAAACUGUUGGGGCUGGCAUGUUCAGCAAGAGGUUUUCCAUUACAAAUGAGCAUACAGAUGCUUACUGGGAUAGUUAAAAGGCACAAAGAAAAAGAUCCCAUUUGACUUGCUAUGCAGAGUCACUAUUGGACAGAUGACAAAUGACACCCAGUGAAGGUAUAUCUGCUAUUACUAAGUUUCUACUUCAUACUAACUAAACAAUCAACUUUUUCAUAGUAAAAAUCACAACACUAUACUACAGCUUUACUGCCAACGUGUUUAUACAUACUUUUACAUUGUGGUACAAUUGUACAGUAUUCUUUAAAGUUCCUUACAAUUUUUUAAUUCAACUGUAUUUUUUAAAAAAAAAUUACAAAAAUGGGUCUAAUGUCUUAGAUGACUCCCAGAGUAACAGAUUAAAGGAGGGUCAGAAAUUUGAAUAUAAAGUUUACAAAAUGAGUAAUGAAUUACUGAUUUGAGUUUUAGAGCUCAAGCACAUUGGGUUUUAUCAAGAGCACAGGACACAUUACGUUCUUUAAAAAAAAAAGAAAAAGAAAAGAAAAAAACAAAUUUACUCAUACAAAGCACUUCAUAAAUUGAUUAUGGUUCCCCUGGAGCUUAAAAAACAUGGCAAUGUAAUACGCAAAGUAGCACCAAAUAUCUAUUGCCCAGUCUGAAGCGACCCACUAGUCAAACUUUCUGGUACUGUGCAUAUCACAAUGGGAACAAGGUACUGUUUUUAAAGGAUUGUUGCCCUUAAGUACUUUUAAUUACUCACAAUCACCCUUGGGUAAAUUGAAAGAGAAAAUAAAAAAAAAUCACAACAAUAAAAAGAUGUUUCUCUCAUCAGGUAAAUGUUCAGAAACCACAGUAUUUGUGGAGACAAGCCAGACAAUUAAAAAUGACAUCAAAAUAAGUUUGUGAAAAGUGACAUUAAAAACAAAACAAAAGGGAUAAGUCAC